GUCCUGGCUGGGGCCGCGGAUGGCAGAGGCUCUGCCCCGAAGGCGGGGACGGGGGCGGGUCGAGUGCGACGCCACUUGAGGCGUCGGUCUAAUGCCGCUACACCCCCCAGGAGCCGCACCACUCCCCGCAGAACUGGGGCCUUGGAUUCCAGAGGGCAACAGGGGAGAAAAGAGCAGUCCCGCCUCUCUGCACAGGGAAGCACACUGCAGGCAGAACACAACUCGAAGGUUCCUAGCAGCGACCCCGAAUCCUCGCAGAUCAGUACCUCCGAAUCGUGGAACCAAAAAGUGAUCGCGACCUACUCCGAGUUUUUCGCUGCCUCGGUGGGCAAUGUGGAUUGGCUUCGGUUCUGUGUGAAUCCGGAACGCAAGGAGGUCGUAGUCGACGACAAGGGGUUCACAGCCAUCCACUUCGCAGCCCAGAAAUGCCAGCUUUCCUGUCUUAAGGUCUUGAUAGAGGAGUACAAAUAUCCUGUGGACCUGCCCACCAAUAAAGGCCAGACGCCCCUGCACCUAGUCAUCCAUAAAAACAACAGGUCGGACAUUAUCCCCUGCGUUGACUACCUGCUCAAGAAAGGGGCAGCCAUCAACUCGCAGACAUGUAACGGCUCCACACCCCUGCACCUGGCUUCUAUCAGUGGCAUUCUGGGAUGUAUUAAGCUGCUGGUGCAGAAUGGAGCCAAUGUGCACGCCCAAGAUGCCAUAGGCUUCAAGCCCAUCGACUACUGCAGACUGUGGAACCACCGUACCUGUGCCCGGUUCUUGAAGGAUGCCAUGUGGAAACAUGAUAAGAAGGUCUUUGCCCGAGAGAUGGAGAGACUGAAGACUUUGAAGAAGAAGCUGACCAUUAUGGAGUAUCGCUACCUGACUGAGUUUCAAAAAGAACAGCAAAUUAUGAGAGAGGAUCUUUUCAGAAAGUGGCUCCAAAGCAAGGUGCUGGCCCGGACCCUGGGCUCUGCUGUCUCCAAGCAAAAUGCUAGUGUCCAACCUUGGUCAUUGGCCUCCAAGACUUUAGAACACCAGAUUAUUAAAAGCUUCCAGUAUCCAUCUAUAGAAGCUCAGCUGAAAAGCUUGCCCUCACCCAUGGUGCCACCCAAGCCCGUCUACAAGCAGAGCAAAAUCAGUCGGCCCAAGAUAUGGAAUUGUAGUGCUAACCCUUCCAGGCCCCGGAUCACAGAUAUUGGCCACCCACAGGGUAUACGCCUGGGUGUGCACCCAGAACCCUAUAAGGAGCAUGACUUCUGCAGAUUCCUGGAGAUGACUCGAAAUAAACUUGGGGGUGCAUGCCUGCGCACAGUGGACUGUCAAUUGGUGAAACCUGUACCCCAGCUGCCUUUUGAGGUGAUGAUCCGGGUGCUGUACCCAGGGACUCGACCCUACAGGAUGAAAGUGCCCCAGGGCUUCUAUGCACGUGACAUACUCAAAGUGCCCCAGAAACGGCACUUGGGAGAUACUUGUACCAAUACAGUGGCCAUGAGCCUACGUGACACAUUUGAUGAACCCUUCCUAGCUUCCCUGGAAGCUUGUCAGACUUGAGAGGCCUCACCCUCCAAGCAAGUUCUCACAUAAAGUUGUUCUGGAAGCUGUGGUAAAGGAGAAA
Rattus norvegicus (Norway rat) is the source of this 1600-nucleotide messenger RNA. NCBI's taxonomy places the organism in Eukaryota, Metazoa, Chordata, Mammalia, Rodentia, Muridae. The record is from RefSeq and is a predicted model, not a curated record.